This is a messenger RNA of Talaromyces atroroseus, 1242 nucleotides long. RefSeq lists its product as hypothetical. The record is from RefSeq and is a predicted model, not a curated record. The transcript is spliced from 5 exons. NCBI's taxonomy places the organism in Eukaryota, Fungi, Ascomycota, Eurotiomycetes, Eurotiales, Trichocomaceae. Bases 1 to 1242 code for a protein of 413 amino acids.
AUGACUAAUUGGAUUUUGGGCGACAAGUUCUAUGCGGUUUAUCCGCACAAGAACUCAAUCAAGGGCCUGUGGGAAUCCAAAUGGAAAGCGGCUUGCAUGAAAUCUGUCUAUCCAUUCCAUGACGGCGCUUAUGAAGACUUCGAGCCCAUAUUCGAGAGGCUCAUUGCUGAAAAUAUCAAUGACGCCUACGCAGACGAGUUCACCAACUCCUUCUUGCCGACAGCUGAAGCUCUCGAGGCCAAAGCCCGUGAAGCAGCAGAAGAUGGCAGACAAGAGCAAGCCGCCGAAUACUACCGACGUGCAGCUGUUGUCUAUCGCAUUUCGCGCUUCCCAUACGUCAGCCCUGAUCCUAAAGGCAGCGUGGCAACAAGCCUUCUGAAGCGCGCAGCUUUCAAUCGCCAGAAGCAGGUUUACCUCAAAGCCGCAUCAACGUGGAGCCCACCAAUUAAAGAAGUGGUCAUUCCUCACAAAUACCGUGCAGGCAAGGAUGGUGCCUCCAUUCCUCUGUUAGUUCGUAUUCCACAGCAUGCAGACCGUACUAAUCCCGUUCCCGUUGUUCUGCUCAUGACCGGCCUGGAUGGAUAUCGGUGCGACAACUCCCAACGCACCCAUGAACUUGUCGGUCGCGGAUGGGCAACUGUCAUCUGCGAGAUCCCAGGUACGGCUGACUGUCCUGCCGACCCUGCCGAUCCGGAAUCUCCAGAUCGGCUGUGGAACUCGGUGUUGGAAUACAUCGCCUCUCGACCUGAAUUCAAUUUGCAGAAAGUCACAGCGUGGGGUUUGAGCGCUGGAGGUUUCUAUGCCAUCCGUGCAGCUGCAACUCAUCGUGACCAGCUUUUGGGCUGCGUCGCACAUGGGCCCGGCACGCAUCACUUCUUGGAUGAGAAAUGGCUGGAGCGAAUUGAUGAUCAUGAAUACCCUUUCAUACUAUCUACUUCUAUGGCCGAGAAGUUCGGAUACAAAAGUGUCGAGGAUUUCAAAAAGAAUGCGCAGAAGAAGUUCUCGCUUCUUGAGACAGGAAUUGCAAAGAAGCCUACCUCCAGGCUCCUUUUGUUGAAUGGUGUCGAUGAUGGCGUCGUCCCAAUCGAAGAUUCCCUUCUCCUGUUCAACUAUGGAAGCCCCAAGGAAGGCCGAUUUGUUGAAAAAUUAGCCCACAUGGGCUACCCAGACACCCUAGCUGUCGCUUAUGAGUGGUUUGAAAAUCUUCUGGCCAAGGACGCGAAGCCAGAUUUGAGAAACUGA